Molecule: messenger RNA, 507 nt
Organism: Manihot esculenta (cassava)
Lineage: Eukaryota; Viridiplantae; Streptophyta; Magnoliopsida; Malpighiales; Euphorbiaceae
Exons: 2
Coding region: 1-507 (168 amino acids)
Source: RefSeq, a predicted model, not a curated record
AUGGAAGAUGAUAGUUCAUUCAACUCUAUCGAUUUGUUGCUAGGGAGACAAUUUCUCAGCACAGCUAGAAUGAAGAUCGACAUGCGUGAAGGCACGCUCACAAUGGAGUUUGACAGAGAAGAGGUAAAAUUUGAUGUCUACGAUGCAAUGAAGUACUCUGAUGGCAAUUUUUCCCUUUGCAGCAUAGACAUUGUUGAUCCUUUCGCUCAAGAAGCAUUCAAACUAAGGAAGAAAGACAAGUUGGAGGUAGUUGUAACCAAAAACUUAACAUUGGACAGCCUUGACAAUAGCACAUCUCAACUCGAUGAGGAAAUCGUAGAAACAGUUCGCUCAUUGGACACAUCAAGCCAUAACGACAUUAGAUCUUUUCUUGGUCAUGCAGGAUUUUACAGGAGGUUUAUCAAGGACUUCUCAAAAGUCACUCAGCCAUUUUGCAAGCUUUUGCAAAAGGAUGCACUGUUUAAUUUUGAUGAAAAGUGUCAAGAAGCCUUUGACACUCUAAAAUAA